AUGCUGACCGCCAUGGAUGAAUUGUUUGACCUGGAUUUGGCCUUGACGAUGCCCGAAGGCCCCGAAAAGUCAACUACCGACGGCGUAUCCGUGGUCAACCAAAUGCCGACGGUGGUUAUGGGGAGCGGCCGUGACUGUACGGUUUGUUUGGAGAGGUUGGGCUCGGGCAAGAAACUCCACUGCGGCCAUGUUUUCCAUGAAAUUUGCAUUUCUCAGUGGCUCUCCGCCCAUAAUUCAUGCCCCGUGUGCCGCCGGAAACUCGAAAGUUAUCCGGCAACUGAGUAG
Striga hermonthica is the source of this 285-nucleotide messenger RNA. The record is from the annotation of a GenBank genome assembly. NCBI's taxonomy places the organism in Eukaryota, Viridiplantae, Streptophyta, Magnoliopsida, Lamiales, Orobanchaceae.